Molecule: messenger RNA, 2281 nt
Organism: Talaromyces proteolyticus
Lineage: Eukaryota; Fungi; Ascomycota; Eurotiomycetes; Eurotiales; Trichocomaceae
Product: synaptic vesicle transporter
Exons: 3
Coding region: 153-2006 (617 amino acids)
Biological process (GO): transmembrane transport
Molecular function (GO): transmembrane transporter activity
Source: RefSeq, a predicted model, not a curated record
CGGAUCUCGUCACAUUCUUGGUUGCGCGCUACUGUGAUUGUUACGCCAUUAACAUAGUACUAUAAUUAAAACAAGUUGCCUCCUUUUUUUUCUAUUUUUUUUCUAUAGCCUUUUUCUCUUUGCCAAUCAUUUGAGUAUACGCGUCGGACACAAUGAGCGCCAACAAUGCUGAGGUAAACGACAAAGACCUCGAUCUCGAAAUUGCGGGGGCCGAGUCGCAAGCUGCCGAGACCGCGCAAGAUAGGGCUGAAAGACGACCGUCGUCAGUUAACAGCAGCAUCGGAUCGUCCAUAUCAUCAAGCUCGAGUACUUCCGUCAAUUAUCCCACGCGAUUGCAGACGCUACAGUCGCGCAAUACCGAGGUUGAUUUGGAGCGCCUUCGAACAGCAGGGUCUCAGGCGCUGAGCAGGAGCGAAACUCAACGACUACAGCAUGCGCUCACUGUCGGCCAAAGCAUCAAGUCGCGACCAUCGAAAGUCUCGCUACCGGCGUUUGGAGCUGGGAAACCGUAUCCCCCGCCGCUGCCUGCCCAGGAAGAUUAUGUUGUAGAGUUCACUGGCGAUGACGAUCCUAUGUAUCCGCAAAACUGGCCUUUGAGUAGGAAAAUCUACACCACUGUUAUCCUCGCCUACACGAGUAUCUGUUCGACCUUCGAUUCGGCUAUAUUCAGUGCUUCGAGUGUGCAUGUCGCAGCAUAUUUUGGCGUCAGUUUAGAAGUAUCAGUCCUUUCUAGCUCGCUUUACAUCAUGGGCUAUGCCUUUGGUCCCUUGGUAUGGGCGCCAUUGUCGGAGCUCAGUGGCCGACGCCCACCGGUCCUUAUCGCCAUGCUGGGAUUUGGAAUUUUCAACACUGGUGUCGCCGUUUCGAAGGACUUACAAACACUCAUGAUUUGUCGCUUCUUCUCCGGUGUAUUCGGUAGUUGUCCGCUGACUGUCGUGGCUGCAAUUUUCUCGGAUAUAUACAAUAAUCGCACUCGUGGUGUUGCAAUUGCCAUGUUCUCUAGCACUGUGUUCCUAGGGCCUCUCAUAGCACCUUUUAUCGGCGGUUUCAUCAACUUGUCCUAUUUGGGCUGGCGUUGGACAGCUUAUAUUCCUGCAAUUAUGGGAUACGCUGCUUUCGUAUUGAACGUGUUUUUCUUGAAAGAAUCUUAUCCGCCAGUUGUUCUCGUUGACAAAGCCUCGGAACUGCGCCGGCGCACAAAGAAUUGGGGUAUUCAUGCAAAACAAGAAGAAAUCGAAGUUGAUUUUAGGGAGCUGGUCAUCAACAACUUCUCCCGUCCGCUCCGAUUGUUGUUUAAGGAACCCUUAAUUCUGGCUGUCACAAUCUAUUUGAGCUUCAUUUACGGCCUGUUGUACUGCUUUCUGACAGCAUACACCUUAGUUUUUCAGGGUGUGCACGGCAUGAAUGCCGGAGUCGGCGGGCUUCCCUUGUUUGGCCUCGUCGUAGGCAUAUUCGGCGCUGCAUCAUACAUUAUCUAUUCAAGUCGAGCAUAUAACGCCAAACUGGCUGCGAAUGGCGGGAUCCCGGUCCCUGAAUGGCGGCUCCCGCCUGUUAUUAUCGGCGGAGUUCUUUUUGCUGCGGGACUUUUCUGGUUCGGUUGGACCGGUUUCAAAGGUAGUAUUCCUUGGAUAGUACCAACGUUGAGUGGGUUAUUCACCGGUUUUGGUCUUUUGAUAAUCUUCAUUCAACUGUUCAAUUAUCUGAUUGAUACAUACCUUAUGUUCGCCGCCUCAGCUAUAGCCGCCAACACAUUCUGUCGUUCACUUGUCGCAGCCAGCUUCCCAUUAUUCUCGCGUCAGAUGUUCAACAACAUGGGCAUUCAAUGGGCCUCAACUUUACUUGGAUGUCUGGCGGUGGCUCUCAUCCCGAUCCCUGUCGGUUUCUAUUUCUUCGGUAGAAGGUUGAGGAUGAAGAGCACGUUUGCACCAUUUUAUGAAAAACCAGAAAUACCCGAGGAACCCCAAGGAGACGAACCUGUGGAUGAAAGUAUCCGGCGAGGGGAAUAAUUCGAGAAUAACUCGCAUGUUGAGAAAAAUAAUCAGUCAUGUAUAUAGGGCUAUAGUGUUAUCUAUUUAUAAAAUAAGAAGCCCGUCAACAAGAUAUGUCCGAUCCCAGGUUAUAAAACAAGAAAUUAGCAGGUAUAUUAUGCUAUUAUCAUUACAGGUGUGACGGCUAUGCCGUAUAUGCUUUAUAUGUGAGGCUUGUAGACGGCGGUACCCUUUGAGACUCUUCCGGGUGAAGGCACUUAUUUGCCCUUAACACACAUUAUCUUUUCCCUCUU